This is a messenger RNA of Rhizoctonia solani, 552 nucleotides long. RefSeq lists its product as uncharacterized. The coding region runs from base 1 to 552 and encodes 183 amino acids. Lineage: Eukaryota; Fungi; Basidiomycota; Agaricomycetes; Cantharellales; Ceratobasidiaceae. The record is from RefSeq and is a predicted model, not a curated record. The transcript has 10 exons.
AUGGCGAGCUCGCCAGGACUGGAAUAUGUCACUCUGGCGCACCAUUUAUUGGCUGCCAAGUACUUUAUGCUCGCCUCGUUUGUUUUCAUGAUAUAUGACCACAUGAUAACAUUUGCGGAAGAGGUACUUGUUCAUGCGCCCAAUUUGGAGCCCUUUAACACAUGCUGUCUAGGUGACCGAGUCUGGCAACGAGAGUGGACGGGUGCGACAUGGCUCUUCUUCCUGAACCGGUACCUCACCGAGCUCCAAUUCAUCGUGAACCUGCAUUUCAUGAUCCAUAUUGGACUGGCAAGAUGUGAAGAUUUUAUACCAUUCCCUGGAGCCUCGACCUUGAUAUCUAUUGCCAUUGCUGAAAUAAUUCUAAUACUGAGUUAUUUCCUGUCCAAACUGACGAACCACAGCGCUCUAUCAAAGAAACCCGUGGAUAUUGGUACUCCUGGUGUUUUCUGGGUUGGGCAAGUGAUCGUCAUGGGCACUGUAAUGCGCCACCCGACACGGCUCAGGCUUCCCGAAGGCUUCGGUGUAUUCAAGGAGGAGAGGGGAGUUAUGUAG